CUCUCAUCCACCUCAUCCAGCCUCUCGCCGUGGACAGGAUGCUGCGCGGCUCCGCGGGUGCGUCUCUUCCGUCUCCUCCGUGCUCCUCCGUGUCCGCGUCUGGACGAGUUCUCGUGGUCUGAUGUUUCCACCGCGAGCGUCCUUUCGGAGAGAAUGUGUCUUCUCGUUCUGGCGACUUUUCUCGGAGUCUUCCUUCUCGACGCAGGAGAUGCCCUUCAGAUCCAGUGCUACCAGUGUGAGGAGAUGAAGCACAACGACUGCUCCACGCCGGAGUUCAUCGUCAACUGCACGGUCAACGUGCAGGACAUGUGCCAGAAGGAGGUGCUGGUCAAACCUGAUGGAGUCCAUUAUCGGAAGUCGUGCGCCUCCUCCGGCGCUUGCCUGAUCGCCUCCUCUGGUUACCAGCAGUUCUGCACCGGGAGGCUGAACUCGGUCUGCAUCUCCUGCUGCAACACGCCGCUCUGCAACGGGCCCAAGAGGAAGCGGACCCUGCCGUCGGCGGCGCCGCCCCGUCUCCCGCAUGGGGGCGGGCUCCUUCGCGUCCUCGUGACCUUCGUCCUGCUGCCGCCGCUGAUGCUCCUCCCACUCACGUAGAUGCUCGCACCGUAUUCCCGCUGUACAGGUUGGAUGGAGACGUGUGGCACCUGCAUGGACCUGCAGUCACCGCUGUGAUGUACUGAUUAUUGAGUUAUAUGAUACACUCAGACACCACGCUGGCUUUUGUUUUCUAUCUUUCUCUGCGUUCUCGUACGUAUAUCUGAUCCAGACGACAGCACAGCCGCUGUGAAUUAACUCUGUCGAAGGAGCGUUGCUGUUGCUGUUGUUGGAGAUGGAGGAAGGAGGAAGGACAGAGAGACGGUCGCACUUUUCUUUGCUUUUAAUGUGAAGUGGAGCGUUUUGUGAAGCUGCUCUGGAGUUGUUUUCCUGGUCGUUCAUAUGCUGUAAAAAAAAAGAAAAAAGUGCAGGUAGAAAAUGAUUGUAGACGACAGCAGAAACUGUAUUUAUAUGCACUUUUCAUUCAGGCACAAAAUGUCUCCUGAGUUCUCCUCGCUGCAUUUUAUGCAUCAUUUUCCACUGCCAUGAAAUAUUGAUUGACAUCGUUCGCCGGGGAAUAUUAAGGAUGCUUAAAUUGUCCCCCGGAUUGUUUUCUAUUUUUGCUCAUUUACUCAUUCGGUUGGGGUUAAUUGGUCCUUAAUAACAUCCUAUUAGAGCGACUUCAAUAUUCCAAUAUUGUAAAAUGAGAUAUUGAACUCAAACAUAGAGAAAGAAUGGACCAGGGAAUGAUAUAAAAUGUCUUUACAGAGCUAUAAGCACAAAUGAAUCCUCUUCAGGGUGAAAUCAGCCUUAUUUCUCUUUACGUUUGUGUUUAGGUGAAUGAAAUAUGUCCUAAAAUGACAAAUGUAUGGAUCAUAUUUUCAUGUUCAGCUCAUUAUUUCCCCAUGUUUCCUCUUAAAUGCUUGCAGGUUUUGUCAGAAUGUAAAGUAUAAUAUUUAUAUGUAGUGAUAAAAGUCAGUAUUUUGAUGCCAAUAAUGAAGGUUCGGAUUAAAGUUCUAGAGCAGAGAGAGAGAGAGUGUGCUGAUUUCACAUCAUACUUCAUUUAAAAAGUAACAUAAUGAUUGAUUUUGGUCUUUAAUGGAAGCAAAAAAAACACACAUUUCCAGUUGCAGGCGCAGACGUACGUACGGACCAUGUGAUGAAUGUUUGGUGACUGGUCUUCUGUGAAGAGUGACACUGUAUUCUGCUGAAAAUGUGUUGUAAAUAAAUGUUGCCGUCGCGAGUA
Molecule: messenger RNA, 1780 nt
Organism: Solea solea (common sole)
Lineage: Eukaryota; Metazoa; Chordata; Actinopteri; Pleuronectiformes; Soleidae
Product: ly6/PLAUR domain-containing protein 1-like
Exons: 4
Coding region: 154-594 (146 amino acids)
Biological process (GO): acetylcholine receptor signaling pathway
Molecular function (GO): acetylcholine receptor inhibitor activity
Source: RefSeq, a predicted model, not a curated record